Rana temporaria (common frog) is the source of this 2276-nucleotide messenger RNA. RefSeq names its product zinc finger protein 143 (gene ZNF143). Lineage: Eukaryota; Metazoa; Chordata; Amphibia; Anura; Ranidae. Gene Ontology annotation, biological process: central nervous system development; positive regulation of transcription by RNA polymerase II. The coding region runs from base 66 to 1850 and encodes 594 amino acids. The transcript is spliced from 15 exons. Gene Ontology annotation, cellular component: nucleus. The record is from RefSeq and is a predicted model, not a curated record. Gene Ontology annotation, molecular function: RNA polymerase II cis-regulatory region sequence-specific DNA binding; DNA-binding transcription activator activity, RNA polymerase II-specific.
GGCCUGUUGUUAUGCGGGAAUCCCGGGCGCAGGGCGCAGAGCGCGGCCGUUUCCUGCCCUGAUGCAUGGUGGUCGGACGGAGGAAUUGUUGGAAAAUUGUGUCGGAGGUAAUAAACAUGUUGCUGGCUCAGAUAAACCGCGACUCGCAAGGAAUGGCGGAGUUCACCGGAGGGGGCGGGGAGGGCCAGCAUGUCACGCUGUGUCUCACCGAGGCCGUAACAGAUGGAGAGAGUAUGGAGACGAUGGAAGGGGUCAGUCUACAAGCGGUCACAUUAGCGGACGGCUCCACGGCGUACAUCCAGCAUAACGCAAAAGAUGGGAAAUUAAUGGAAGGACAGGUCAUCCAGCUGGAGGAUGGCUCUGCCGCCUAUGUCCACCACGUCCCCAAAAGUGACAGUCUUCAUCUGGAGGAUGGGCAGGCUGUGCAGCUGGAAGACGGGACCACUGCUUACAUCCAUCACUCUACCAAAGACUCCUAUGACCAGAGCUCUGUACAGGCCGUGCAGCUCGAAGACGGCACGACGGCGUACAUCCAUCACACGGUGCAGGUCCCGCAGCCCGACACCAUCCUGGCUAUCCAGGCAGACGGCACGGUGUCCGGACUACACACGGGAGAAGCCACCAUCGACCCGGACACCAUCACUGCUUUGGAACAGUAUGCCGCCAAGGUGUCGAUCGAAGGUGCAGAGAAUGUGGGCAGCAACACCUUAAUCACAGACUCUGAGACAGAGAAGAAAAUGCAGAUUGUAUUACAAGGUCACCAGCCUCGAGUAACGGCAAAACCCCCGCAGACAAACGAGAAGGCCUUUCGCUGCGACUUCGAUGGUUGCGGCAAACUAUACACAACCGCACAUCAUCUUAAGGUCCAUGAACGAUCACACACGGGGGACCGGCCUUAUCAGUGCGAACAUGGAGGUUGUGGAAAAGCGUUUGCAACAGGUUACGGAUUGAAAAGCCACGUACGCACUCACACAGGAGAGAAGCCUUACAGAUGUACAGAGGAAAAUUGCACCAAAUCAUUCAAAACGUCGGGAGACCUCCAGAAACACAUCCGAACGCACACAGGAGAAAGGCCGUUUAAAUGUCCAUUUGAAGGCUGCGGAAGGUCCUUCACUACCUCCAACAUCCGAAAAGUUCACAUCCGAACGCAUACGGGGGAGCGGCCUUAUUACUGCUCAGAACCGGGCUGCGGAAGAGCGUUCGCCAGCGCCACCAACUACAAGAACCACGUGCGGAUACACACAGGUGAGAAGCCUUACGUCUGUACGGUACCCGGCUGCGACAAGCGGUUCACAGAAUAUUCCAGCCUAUACAAGCACCACGUGGUUCACACACACUCCAAACCGUACAACUGCAACCACUGCGGCAAAACCUACAAACAGAUCUCCACGCUGGCCAUGCACAAGAAGACGGCACACAACGACACGGAGCCCAUCGAGGAGGAACCCGAGAGCUUCUUCAUACCUCAGCCACCAGAUGAUGUCCUGAAAGGCUCUCAGAUUGCAUACGUCACGGGCAUGGAGACAGAGGACGGCAUAUCGACAGCAGUGACGCAAUCAGGACAACAGCUGGCUCUGAUUUCCCAGGACGGCACCCAACAUAUUCGAUGCCCUUUCCAGGUGGCCAUUGUUGCUCAGGAUCUCUCGGCAUUCCACGCGGCCUCCUCAGAAAUGAGCCAACAGCAGCAUAGCCACCACCUCGUCGCCACCGAGACCAGGCCGGUCACCCUGCUAGCCACGUCCAACGGGACGCAGAUAGCAGUGCAGUUGGGCGAGCAGCAAUCUCUGGAAGAAGCCAUUCGGAUAGCAUCGCGGAUACAACAGGGAGAAUCUCCCGGAAUGGACGAAUAGCCUCCGCCGCAUACCCCCCCCAGUGUGCUCAUCAGACAGCCGCGGACCGGGGCGCGCUACCUCCCCCAUCCCCCGACAAAAGACGUGCGGACUUCGAAGACGCUCGCCGCCAAUUUUGAACAUUUCACCUCCUGCAUUCUGGAUAUUUAUAGGGAGAAAAGACUGGGAUUUUAUAUUGGAUUUGUAAUAUAAUGAUCAUCGUCGUGGAACUGCGGGCGAGAUCCGCAGAUAAAGUCACAUUUCAGCGCGGCUCCUGCCCUGCUUCUCCGCAUCAACCAAUAACGUUCCUUAUUCCUCUGGGCCUCUGCCAGCUUGUACUUAUUGUAAAUAGAGAUCAUUAAUGCUACAAAGUGUUAAUACUAUUUUAUCUUGGAAGAAUUAUGUACAAAGAUUUGCCAUUGUGAAAUAUUAAAAGUAUUGAAUACA